Messenger RNA from Folsomia candida, 1718 nucleotides. RefSeq names its product adhesive plaque matrix protein. Bases 55 to 441 code for a protein of 128 amino acids. NCBI's taxonomy places the organism in Eukaryota, Metazoa, Arthropoda, Collembola, Entomobryomorpha, Isotomidae. The record is from RefSeq and is a predicted model, not a curated record. The transcript has 4 exons.
UUACUCAUUUUACUCAAACUCUAAAAGAAUUAUUAGUUUCUCAAAACUUUAAAAAUGUCUCCGCUGCUCAAACUCGUCGCCUUGCUGGCAUUGGUCGCGAUGAACGAUGGGCAACGCUUCGGCGGAGGCUACGGCGUGGUCGAGGAGAUUUCCUUCUACCAAAAACCCGUCUGCAAUGGUCACCAGUACGUGAUGAAUCUUGGGUACGGAGAGUGUGUUCGAGUCCCAGACUGGUUGACGAACGAAGGUUGGAAUCUGUCCGUUGACCCCAAAGGUCACUGCAUCCAAGUGUACGAAAAUCCCAACUGCAGGGAGUCCAUUCAGGCAGUGGGCUACAGCUUGGCCACGGCUUCUGCUCGUGACGAGGUUGUCCGGCGUUGUCGGAGCACGAAGGAGUUGGGCUUCAGCACGAUCAGGUCUUUCAAACGGGUGCAUUGCUAGUCUCACUGGCUCCAAGCAUCCACUUCUUGUGGGCGUUCGUCUAACUACUAAACGGACUGAUGAUAAUUUGUCAGGAUUUCCACAUAUUAUUGUAACUUCGUCAUUCAUCUCUGAUUUUCCUAUCCUGCUGUACAUUUUGUGUGGUGGACGUAAAAUUAUUUAUGCAAAGUCACACUCUGUUUGCUGUGCAUGUGUUGUUGUAUUGCACUCAUUUCGGUUCAUUAUUGCUGCAUCUCAUUCAGACGACGUAGGAGAUAACAGGUGAUAACGCGAUAUGAGCUCAUUUACAUGACGUCUCUUCACCUCCGGCGCAGUAAAUUGUAGCCUAGAAGAUCGAGGAAUAUAUAUUAUUGCACCACACCUUCCGUGAACUACUGUAAUCACUACUCACCUUCUUCACAUUCGUUUAGAUAAUUGAGAAAACUUUCAUCUAAAACUUGUCACAAAAUCAGUUAUCUGAACAGCAUCAAGUGUUUUUGAGUACGGAGAGCAUUCCUAAUCUUGCGUUUUUUGAGACAGUGCAAAAAAACUGAGCAUCAUGUAUCCCAAUUCAGCGUAUCCAGCACCCUCGGCCCCACCUCCGUACCCGAAUAGCAACCCGACUCAGCCACCAUUCAACAAUUCUGUGAUGAUGUCCCCCUCACCUGGGUCGAUGGGGUUCAGCGUCCCCCAAUCGGGAGGGGUGUUUCCAGGCUACCCGUCCUCCACUCCGGGUAUCCCAUCUCAGCCAUAUCCUCAGUACAAUCAAUCUGUAUUCCAGUCACUGCCCAAUGCACCAACCACCUACCAAACACCGCCCAUCUACACAAACGCCCAAAUGUACCCACCCCCAGCUUAUCCGGGAGCCGGGCAGCCUGGUAGCAUAAAUCCAGCACAACCGGCUUAUCCAGCACAGCCAAGUUAUCCUGGACAACCGUCUUAUCCAGGAGGCUUGAUAGGCCAGCCAGGUUAUAACCCAAGUGUUCCGUACCCUUCCGUAAGUCAGCCGCCCACGUACCCAGGCGGUGCAAAUCCGGCAUUUCCCAGUCCCCCAUAUCCUGGGACAACUUAUCCACAACCCGGAUACGGGUAUCACUAGAUCAGCAGCAGAGACCAUUUUCAUAAGUUCCAUCAACAAACUGCGCAUCAAGGGUGACAAUAAUCCAGCUAACUAUAAAUUAUGUAAGGUAAACAGACAGUGACAUGUUAUUGUAAAAUUAACAAUAUACGCUGUGCAUGUCUCUGCCCUUGACAUUGAAUAUUUGAAAAAUAAACAACUCUAUUUGUCUGAAACCUGA